AUGCAGACUCCGUUCCUUCCGACGAGUCAUAGUAUACCGGUGUACAUGGCGGGAACGAGCAUUCAGUUAUGGAGCCGGCUCUGGCUUCGACGAUGGGAACGCACGCCCCGCUUCGUCCGGAGCCGUACCGGUCCGCACCUGCCCCUAAGAGUGGCCGUGGCGAUGGAGGUGAAGGGAACGAUCCUCGCUGGUUUGGAGAAGGCGCAUAUGGUUCGGGUGGACUCAGUGGGGGCGGCGGCAGAUCCGGAGGGAAUGGUGGUGAUGGCGGUGGAGGUCCGGCUCCCGCCGGCGGAUCGACAUUCGUUGGUGGGCAACGCCCGCAAGCAAUCGCUGAAGCUCGAAAGUGUGGACAAGUUGCAAGUGAACCAUUUCUUGGGACAUCUCGACGACCUUCAGAUUGAGUUCGAGCUGACGGAUAUCGAGCUCAUCCGCAUCUUUGAAUACCGCGUGACCGAGUCGAAGAUCCAAGAGCAUGAGCGCGAAGAUGGCCGAAAUUACGCAGAACAGUAUCCGCAAGGCGAAAGACCCGUCCGGGAAUACGCGUGGCGUAUCAAGGAUGCCACCCAAGAUCUCGAGUUGCGAUAUUCUCAAGCGGUGCAGAUCUUCAUCGACGGUUGCAAAGACCCUGGCGUGGCCUCGUGCAUCCAUGGGUUGGAGACGCAACCGGGUACGAUUCAGGAAUGCCUGGACUACCUUCGUUUUCGCGACGUGGACCUUCAUAUGCGACUCAAUGACGCGAACGGACACGACGUUCCCCGAUCUACGAUCUUACGAACUCGAUGGAUGCGACCAGCAAGUCCACAGAAGAGGCUAUGGCUGCGCUUCGGGCGGAUGUAG
Molecule: messenger RNA, 837 nt
Organism: Aphanomyces astaci
Lineage: Eukaryota; Oomycota; Saprolegniomycetes; Saprolegniales; Verrucalvaceae
Exons: 3
Coding region: 1-837 (278 amino acids)
Source: RefSeq, a predicted model, not a curated record